Molecule: messenger RNA, 1791 nt
Organism: Temnothorax curvispinosus
Lineage: Eukaryota; Metazoa; Arthropoda; Insecta; Hymenoptera; Formicidae
Exons: 4
Coding region: 244-1305 (353 amino acids)
Source: RefSeq, a predicted model, not a curated record
GUACCGGCGCCGUGUCCAGAUUUAAGCUUCUUCUUUGCCGGGCAGGAUCUCCGGGAGAUCUCGCUCGUGCGUUUUACGUUUAAUUUUGAGCCGUCCGUCACUCGCGCGGUCACAACAACACCGCGGUGAUCCCCGAUCAUCUUCCGACGUCAAAGGGAUCGGAGCAUUGAGCGCGCGAUCGUUUUCCCGCCGUGAGAGGAACGGCCGUUGUUGAGCGAGCAGUAACUUUUUGGAGAACACACCAUGGCUGUGAAGGCCACGAUUCUGGUGCUGAUGGUCACGCUGGUGGUCGUCGCGUCCGCUGGAUUGCUCGAGACCCUGCUUUCGUGGAACCUGCCGGAGGCCGAGGCGAGAUCGACCACGCCGCAGUCCAAGUGCCUGUGCCAGACUUCCGGUUGCCUGUGCUGUGUCGACUUGAACUUGACGUCGACGAUCGAUCUGGGCGGGCCAGCUUGCGUCAACAUCAGGCAGAAGGAGCAGAAUAUCUCGUUAAAUCUGAGUUACGGGGAUAAUCCGAUUCACAAUGCGACGAUAACGAUCGCGAACGCGGCCAAUAAGCCGACAUGCAUAAACCUGUUGUCGGAUUUGGCGCAGAUCUGCGCGCGAUUCACAUCCGUGAAGCAAUCCGACGUCGGUGGCUACGACGGUUGCAUGGUAAUCGAGCCGGCUUUGUUGGGCACGCCGCAAGCCACAUACCACAUAGGAUGCUUCAAUUUCUAUCAGGGUGUACGGCAGGUGGAGGUUUCCGUCAUCACGGAGACGACGGAGCCCGCCGAAAACGCAGACGAGGAGGACGACACAUUGAAUACCGAUGAGCUGAUCGCCGCAGUGUCCGCCAGCGCUGAACAGGGUAUCGCGCUGUUCACUCAAUGGCUGGGUCUCAACCUGAAUCCAAAGCUGAAUCUUACCAACAAGGAGCACGGACACCAGGACAAUCAACAGCAGCGAAUGACGAAUAACGAACGCACAGCGGAACCGUCGUCCACCGACGUGUCCUCGAGAUCGGCGCGGAAUAUGGCCGAUGUCGUCCAGAACGAGAAGAGCGACGAGCGGUUCAAGCAGCUGUUGAGCGCCCAGGACAAUAUCCUGAAGGGCUCGGCGACUAUCGGGCAAUCUUACGGCGCGGAGACCACGUUUGUCUACUCCAGGCCGAGCGAUCUGAUGACCGAGAGAAACGCGACCGAGGAGGCUAAGAGGAAGCUCGAGGCGGAGGCUGUGGCGCCGCAACACCGGGUCGUUGUGCCGAAGGAGUCCAGGAGGGGUGGACGGGCGUAUAACAUUCAUCAGCACGUCAACGAGAUCUGAGCCCCGCCGUGUGAUCGGUGCACCUCGUGCAGGAAGACUGCCGACGAUUCCUUCUUUUAGAGCUAGAGUGCCGCACGUAGACUAUAAUAUUCGUAUAUAUGCACGCGGAGCUGGGGGUGAUGAAGAGGUCAUCGCUUCGUUCGACCGUCUCAUGGCCGUGAAAGGGUACGCUUUAGCUGCGAUAAUUCAAUUUUCACGAUUAUUACAGAUCGUGAUCCUCGGUAAUAUUCAUCGGCGUUCCGAUAAUACCGUCAGCAUAUCGCAAUUUGCGGUAUGGCGUGAAACAAUGGGAUUGAAACUUCGCACCAUAAUUCAAUCUUCGGCAGCAUUUCCCGAAAGUAGCACAAUCGCUAUCAUCAUAUCGCUUUUAUACUGCUCUAUAGUAUAGAAUGAAGAAAUAAAAUGUCUUUCUCUUUAAUAUCAAGCUGCAUAAUGGUUAUUGAUGAUCUGUUGUUUAUUAAUUAUUUUAAAAUUUACCUAUAGAAG